Molecule: messenger RNA, 372 nt
Organism: Echinococcus granulosus
Lineage: Eukaryota; Metazoa; Platyhelminthes; Cestoda; Cyclophyllidea; Taeniidae
Product: Cysteine-rich PDZ-binding protein
Exons: 3
Coding region: 1-372 (123 amino acids)
Biological process (GO): cytoplasmic microtubule organization
Molecular function (GO): microtubule binding
Source: RefSeq, a predicted model, not a curated record
AUGUUCCGUACGAAAAUACGGCAAAACGAAUUGUUUAAGUUUCCUUACUCACUGGUGGUAGUUUUCAAUAUGGUGUGUGAGAAAUGUGAGAAGAAGUUGGUGAGGAUCGCGACGCCUGACCCUUGGAAGGCGGGUUCACGGGCUGCAGCAGCUAAAGGACCACGUCGACUAAACGAGAACAAGCUGCUCACGGCGAAGAAGGGUAGAUACAACCCCUACUCGAAGGCCUUCCGUAAAUGCCGCAUCUGUGGACAGAGCGUGCACCAGCCAGAAGCACACUAUUGCCAGUCCUGCGCCUUCAAGAAGGGCAUCUGCGCCAUGUGUGGGGUGCGCCUCGUCGAUACUACCAACUACAACCAGUGCGCUGUAUGA